Tachysurus vachellii is the source of this 3901-nucleotide messenger RNA. It is a transcript of the gene slco5a1a, whose product is annotated as solute carrier organic anion transporter family member 5A1a. The transcript is spliced from 10 exons. Bases 569 to 3016 code for a protein of 815 amino acids. NCBI's taxonomy places the organism in Eukaryota, Metazoa, Chordata, Actinopteri, Siluriformes, Bagridae. Gene Ontology annotation, biological process: sodium-independent organic anion transport; transmembrane transport. Gene Ontology annotation, cellular component: membrane. Gene Ontology annotation, molecular function: protein binding. The record is from RefSeq and is a predicted model, not a curated record.
CCCGCGACCGAUGCACCGUAAGCGCCGAUAUUCACGCGACCCCUGUAUGAAGGACGUAUUACAAGAGCACGAAUAUCCUCCGGUUGUAAUGUGGCUAUAAAAAAAACGUCCAUCAUUCGAUCGUGAGAUGGAUUUGCUCGCUCUGAGAGGAGAAAUACCUUUGGUCGGUCUGACACGAGGCGCCUUUUGUGUUGUUUUUGUCGGGACGUUUGUGUUGAUGUUGCAGCUUGCAGCAUGCUAACUGCGCUAAAGUGCUGAUCUGCAGCGCUACUGCCUUUAAACACCACUCAGUGUCUAACAAGAGCUUUAUCUGGCACUGAUAACUGACAUGACACGUGUGGGUUUAAUCUACGCUUCACUUUCUACAUGAUGUAAAGCUUUGUUUCGGGAUUUUUACGCUUUGGUCACUGAGACCUUCAACACCAGGGUUUGGGCUUCGAGUCGCCUCUAAAGCUACAGGAGAACAUCUGUAGUAUAUGGCGAAUAUUCUCUGUGACACCAAACCGCAUCUUUGUGUAGGGACCUGCUACAGAAACACACCACAAAAUCCUAUAAAACCUUCUUCAGAAUGUCCUCCAUGGACCGUGGAGACCUGGAUGAAGGUCCAGGUGUCAAGCCUUCUUCUAAUAUGAUUGAGGAUUCUCUCCAGGCGCAGAAAUCAAAAAGCCUCCCUACGCUUAACGAAACUAAAGGGCCUGACAAUCCGGGUGAAGAAGGUAAAACACCGGUGUCAGCUGCGGAGGGCAGCUCCAGCUCCAAGCCCGAGGGGUCCUGCGGUGUGUCCGCGAGGAGCCGCCGCGUCUCCGCGCUGAUGCCCCCGCGGCUCGCCCGCGUGUCCCUGAGGCGCUACUGGAGCGUGUUGUUUUCUGACUCACGUUGUUUUUUAUUCUAUAUGUGUUACCUCACAUUCAUUCAGUCGCUCAUGGUAUCCGGUUACCUCAGCAGCGUUAUCACCACUAUAGAAAAGCGCUACAGUCUUCGUAGUUCAGAAUCUGGUCUACUGGUCAGCUGUUUUGACAUAGGGAGUCUCCUCAUUGUCGUCUUCAUCAGCUACUUCGGUGGACGCGGCCGGAGGCCACGUUGGCUUGCCAUAGGCGGAAUGGUCAUUGCUGUGGGUGCUGCACUAUUUUCUCUCCCUCACUUCAUCUCUCCACCUUAUCAGCUAGAGCAGUUGAACACCACAGGACGGGGGGAAGGGCUCUGCACCGUUACCAAUAGCAGUAAGAGGGACGGGCCUGAGGCAUGUCCACGGGACCAGGAAGACAGUGAGCAUGCUCUGUAUGUGGCGCUGUUUAUUUGUGCUCAGAUUCUGAUUGGCAUGGGAUCGACGCCCAUCUACACCCUUGGACCCACCUACCUGGAUGAUAAUGUGAAAAAAGAGAAUGCAUCGCUUUACUUGGCAAUCAUGUAUGUAAUGGGAGCUCUAGGUCCAGCUGCCGGCUACCUGCUGGGUGGAGUUCUGAUUGGAUUUUAUGUGGACCCAAACACUGCUGUGAACAUUGACCAGAAUGACCCCCGUUUUGUAGGAAACUGGUGGAGUGGGUUUCUUUUCUGUGCUGUGGCCAUGCUGCUAGUGAUAUUCCCCAUGUUUGCCUUUCCAAAAAAGCUUCCCCCUCGCCAGAAAAAGAGCAACAGGAAGAAAAAGUGUGUGGGGGACCUGCCAAGUGAUGAUGAGGUGAUGAAAGAGAAGAGCCAAGGCGUCUCUUCCUCCAUUGGCUUUGGAAAAGACAUCAAAGAUUUGCCCAAGGCAGCCCUUCGUAUCCUGAGCAAUGUGACAUUUUUGUUUGUCAGCUUGUCAUACACAGCAGAGUGUGCCAUUGUUACAGCCUUCAUCACUUUCAUCCCUAAGUUCAUUGAAUCUCAAUUUGGGGUUCCAGCAUCUAGUGCCAGUAUCUAUACAGGUUUGGUAAUUGUGCCCAGUGCUGGUGUUGGAAUAGUACUGGGAGGAUAUAUUAUUAAGAAGCUGAAAUUAGGAGCAAGAGAGUCAGCCAAACUGGCCAUGAUCUGUAGUGGAGUGUCUCUGCUCUGUUUCUCUACACUCUUCAUUGUUGGCUGUGAGAGCAUUAAUCUAGGAGGAAUCAACAUACCCUACACUACUGGGCCCACAUUGACUCUGUCCCAUCGGAACCUAACAGGGGGCUGUAAUGUUAACUGUGGCUGCCGGAUUCAUGAGUACGCUCCUGUAUGUGGUUCUGAUGGAAUUACGUACUUUAACCCCUGUCUGGCUGGCUGCAGUGGUGUCUCCAAUCACAGCACAGGAAUCAGGAAUUAUUCAGACUGUGCUUGUGUACAAAGCAAACAGGUAAUCACUCCAUCUGGAGGGAAUCACGAGUUGCAAGUGGUCAUCGUGAAGACGUAUCUGAACGAGAAUGGCUAUGCGCUUGCUGGCAAGUGUGAGCGCACCUGUGGGACGCUCAUAACCUUCCUCAUCUUCCUCUUCAUUGUCACCCUCAUAACUGCCUGUGCACAGCCUUCGGCCAUCAUAGUCACCCUGAGGUCUGUUGAAGAGCAGGAGAGACCAUUUGCUUUGGGAAUGCAGUUUGUUCUUCUUAGAACUCUUGCCUAUAUCCCGACUCCGAUAUAUUUUGGUGCUGUGAUUGACACCACCUGUAUGCUCUGGCAGCAGGACUGUGGUGUUCAUGGAUCCUGUUGGGAGUAUGAUGUGACAUCACUGCGGUUCGUCUACUUUGGCUUGGCAGCCAGCCUCAAGUUUCUAGGCUUCUUCUUCAUCUUCCUUACAUGGUAUUCACUGAAGCGGCGUGAUGAGCAGGGACACCUACAUACACAUCCUGUAUCCCCACUGGACACAGUGAGCCAGUUGAUGUGCCAUGCAGGAUGGCAAAAAGGUCAUGCUCGCACACGCUCCUGCCCUGUCUUCCUACCCCGCCCCAUUGAACACUGCCAUGCUGCUGCAAUGUCAACUGGACCUGCUCUAAGCCGUGGCAGCAGUUGCCCCAGCAAUGGCCUGAAAGCAAUAACCUUGCCCAUCAGGUCUCUGGAGAAAGUAGUAAUAUGAGAGAUUAGUGUAGAUACACACACAUUCACACACCCAAAUGCAUAGACAGGGCAUACCUGAAAAUCAAGUGGAGUCUCCAGCUCCUCAAUGCCACUGCUGGUGCCUUUUUGCCCUCCAGAAAUACACUUCAAUAAAUAGAAUUUGUAAAGUAUUGGAUUUAAUACCUCAAUGGAAUUGGUACCUCUCUUAUUCUUACACAUUUACAUAGACUCUUUGUCCUCCACAUGGUCUGUAUGAUCUCUAUGUCCUUGUUAUACAUAUACAAAAAAAUGUUGCCAAUAUUGAACCGUUUGUCCAUCUUGUCCAGCACACACACAAACACACACACACCCACAAAGACAAGUUCACCACCCUAUACUGGUUACUUUUUUCUGUCAGUAGUGUGACAAGAAACUAAGAAGAUUCUGUAGGCAUUUGCACACUUGUCUGUCAUCCCACUGAUUGCCCACUUGCUUGGUAGCUUGAAUGAAGUGAUUUGAUUAAACAUUAUCAGAAAGGAAGAAUGGGUAGAAAGGAGGAAUGGGUAUGCAAUCGAAGCUGAAUCAUGCAUUAUGCAAACUUUUCUCUCCUUCCUAAACUAAGCCUAUCAGUUAAACCCAAUAGGAAAAUGCUACAAUACCUUUCACGUCCAGUGAAUGUUUGCAAGAUGCAAAAGUAUUAAUUACACUGUCGCUGUUCUUCUUUACUGAAGAACUUUUUGUCUCUUACACUUAAAGUAACUCAUGGCAAAUUUUGAUGUCCAAAUUAAAGAUAUUUUAAUUAAAACACAAAACAAUGUUGGUGUCAUGUUUUUUUAAAGCUGUAAGUACUAGGUCUAGGUCCUGCAGAAAUGGUAACUUGAGGUAGUGGCUCAGCUUAACAAAAUUGCAAGCUAGACUGAAGUCU